Paramacrobiotus metropolitanus is the source of this 2025-nucleotide messenger RNA. RefSeq lists its product as uncharacterized. Gene Ontology annotation, cellular component: membrane. The transcript is spliced from 8 exons. Bases 202 to 1923 code for a protein of 573 amino acids. NCBI's taxonomy places the organism in Eukaryota, Metazoa, Tardigrada, Eutardigrada, Parachela, Macrobiotidae. The record is from RefSeq and is a predicted model, not a curated record.
UGCGGCAUUUCCGAGAGUAUCUUGGUUACCUGAAGUUUUUCUUGCGCCGCUACGAUAAUUUUCACUAUAUGGAUAACUGCAGAAAUUUCUAAACGCUCGUGCGUAAUAACAUACAGAAUUUUUAGAUUUUCACUGAGCGACGAUUUCCGGGAUCUUUUCUGUCCAUUUAAAUGUGUUAUUUUGUACAUAACCAAAGCUAUCAUGUGGAUGUACCAAGCAUCUGUUGUCAUCGUCCUGAUUUUCAAUCUGCACUGUGUUUCUUCUCAGCUGCAAGUUCGCUGGGCACAAGCGGCGAUAACGGAGGACGGUGGCAAUCGUCGAACCGGUCAAGUGGAAGGCUUCGCACCAACGCACAACACGUGGUGGAAAACGUGCUCAUCCAAUGUCACAAUUCGCAGCUCGCCUAGCCGUUUGGGACGGCUGCUGUGCCAAAAGUUCGGCUUCGAUAAUGUAGUGUCAAUCCGGUUCGCCAGUGGCGCUCCAUCACCCGGCUACGCGUCGGUAGAUAUUGUCUCCUGUCCCGAUGAUGUUGACGAUAUCUCCAUGUGUCAGUUUGCGGAAAUAAGACAGCAGACACAGUGCGGACGGAAUUUCCUCAUCAGCCUUACGUGCAACGAGCUUACUCCGGAACCGCUCCCGGCACCGCCAUUGGUUGGCAACAAUGACAUCCGCGAGAUCACCUGCAACGCCACCCGUCGUAUGCGCCUGCCCACGGGCCCGCAGAUCCGCAGUAUCUUCCACCGCUCCCGUGUCGGCCCGACCAACCAGUGCAGUAUGGAGUUCCUGGUGCAGGGUGAUGUCUACCUGCAUUUAGACAGCAGCCGGCUGGUGCGAUAUCCCAACACCCCGGCGAACAUAGCGUGUAACAGCAUCAACCAUGUGAUCAUCCGGCAAAUUCUCCAGUAUCAGCGGAUCGAACCUACCGGAAUGGUAGAUGUGCGGGAGGUUAGAGAGGAGCGCUUCUGCGGGCAGCAGAACGAUAUGCGCACUGUGAUUAUCAGCCCGGUGGCGGUGUCGGUCAAUAUCACGUUUGUGAGGGCCACUCCGUUGGCGGGAGCAGAGCAGUUUGAUAUCACGCUGGAAGCAAUUCCGCAGAUAGCCGCACACUGUGGCUCCUCCUCCAUGAACGUGUCCAUCGUCAAGCAAAAGCUAGCCGGAUGGAACAACGGGACCUGGACCGCGCAGGUCGUCAACCAAUCGCUGACGAUUCCGCCGUCAUCCGCUGACCAGCAGUGUCGUGCUGUACAAAGCGACGUCCAAAGCCGUUCCACGGAUUUUUUCCAAUUUGUCUUUGAUGCCACACGCUGCCCGCGCAUCUUCAACAUGGAUACAGAUAACUACACCUUAUCCUACCAAGUCUUGGUGGCCCGGAGUGAACAAGUGGAUAUCGGCGCGGUACAAAUUGAGUAUCGGGACCAAUUCUUGAUCCCCAUUCGCUGCUAUUUGAAAAUGGAUCCGGCGGGAGCGGAGCUAGAAGAUGUUAACAGCGGGGAUGUUCUUCCGUUUGAGGAUAUUUCGGAAACCAUCGUUAUACCGUACAGUGUAAAUGUAUAUCGAGAUUCCAGUCUCCAAGUUCCAUUUCAAUAUUUGACCUUUAACAACGGGGAAACGGCGUUUUAUUUGGUGGCGACACCUAUGGAUACCGGGACACCGGUCAACAGUAUUCGAACAGAGGUUGAGCGCUGUCUGGCCAGGAAAUCAGACGGUUCAAACGAAAACAACGACAUUGUAUUAUAUAAUUCGGGAACAACAAUACCUGGUGUCGAUCCACGGGUGACCACUAAUAAGGGAUUACAAUCGCUGACGCUGGCAGUAACCUUGAGGACUCUUAGUUUUUCCAGCGGUAGUUAUGAUUUUAUGUGCUAUGUACGCAGUGGUUUCGGCAAUGAGCCGGUAGCUUAUCAUAGUAAUGCUUUAAUAUAGCAGUUGCCGUUGCAGUUUGUACGAUAAUGCUGUAAACUGCUUUCUCAUUUAAAAUAAAGGCAAGCGUGCUGAGCCUAGGUCGAAUUCGGUACAGUUCAUCUC